Geodia barretti is the source of this 1555-nucleotide messenger RNA. The record is from the annotation of a GenBank genome assembly. NCBI's taxonomy places the organism in Eukaryota, Metazoa, Porifera, Demospongiae, Tetractinellida, Geodiidae.
AUGUUCUAUGUGAAGGAGAGGUCUCAGACCAUUGUGAUGCUGGCCAAUCUGGUGGAGGCCAGUUCUGUCAAGUGUCACAAGUACUGGCCAGAGACUGGGACCCUGUCCUUUGGUCCCUUCAAUGUCACCAUCACAGGACAACAGAUACUGGCUGACUACACCACUCGGGAGUUUAGUGUCCAGCUGUCAGACAGCUUAGAACCAGCUCUGAGUGUGACUCAGUUCCACUUCACAGCCUGGCCUGACCAUGGAGUGCCUGACUAUGCCACUUCACUUCUGGCCUUCCACAAGAAAGUGAAGAAACAUCACAAGAGAGGAAUGGGACCAAUGAUUGUUCACUGCAGUGCUGGUGUGGGUAGGACAGGGACUCUGAUAACUAUUGACUGUGUUCUUGAGCAGCUGCAAGAGGAGGAGAAGGUGGUGGAUAUAGCUGGUGUCAUCAUCCACCUCCGCACACAGAGAAUGAAAAUGGUCCAGAGCUUGGAACAGUACAUGUUUAUCCACGAUGCUAUACUUGAGGCUGUAACAUGUGGUGACACUCAAAUUGAUGCCAGUCUAUUCAGCAGAAGAAUUACAGAAAUGAGUCAUCGUUACCCACAGACUCAACUUACUGAAUAUGAAAACCAGUUUCGGGUACUUGAAAAAGUGUCUCCUAAGCCAUGGGAGAUACCUAGGAACAAGGCUCUACAACAUCCGUUCAAGAAUCGCAAUGACUACUACCUCCCCAGUGACGACUGGGGAGUUGUUUUAAGAGGUGAUAAGCAAGACUACAUCCAUGCAACGUUUGUUAAUGGUUACAAGCAAAAGAGAGCAUUCAUCAUAGCUCAGAGUCCCAUGGAGUCCACAGCCAGAGAUUUCUGGAAGAUGGUCCAUGACAGGAAGUGUGGAGUCAUUGUUAUGCUCUGUGACUUGUUGGAAGAUGGACAGGUAUAAUCUGUAAAGUGUAUUAUUCUGACGUAACAUGUUCCAUGCUAUAAUAAAUGCAGGAGACAUGUUAUCAAUACUGGCCUGUGCGCGAGGAAUGGCUCAGUUCCGAGAAUAUACUGUUGACCUCAUGGAAGAAAAGCCUGUUAAAGGUUUCGUAAUGCGCACACUUGUUGUCGUCAAUGAGAAGGCUGGCAGUGCCCACCAGGUGGUUCAGUUGCACAUGACUAACUGGAGUCCUGAUGGCAGCUGCUCUCACCUGGCCACUAUCACCAGUGUGAUAAAUGAGAUGUCUGCCAUUCAGAGGAGAACUGGGAACAAUCCUAUCAUAGUCCAUUGCAGUGACACAGUGGGUAGGUCAGGGAUGUUCUGUGCCAUAGUCACCACCAUUGAGAGGUGUAAGACAGAGGGAGUGGUGGAUGUGUUCCAGGUGGUCAAGGCUCUCAGGGUACACAAACCUGGAGCUGUCCUCACUGUGGCUCAAUAUGAAUUGGUGUUUCAAGCUGUGCUGGUGUAUCUAAGGUCAUUUGAGACAUACAGCAACUUCAGGAAUCUCUCUCUAUGACUGUUCCAACCUGAGUAUUUGGAACGAUCAACUAAUUUUUGUAUACUCUGUUGCUAUCAAGCUUAU